AUUUAUCUCUACAAAAAGUAAUUACAACAAAAUUUAAAAUUUUCCAUUUUAGACUGAAAAAAUGGCACUUUCAAACACAGAAGGCUCAAAAGGACUGUUGCAGAGUCGAGAAUUGUUUGAGUAUGUAUUGGAGACUAGUGUUUAUCCAAGGGAGCCAGAGCUUCUCAAAGAGAUCAGAGUUAUAACUGCAAAUCAUCCACAGAGUUUGAUGUCUACUUCACCAGAUGCUGGCCAAUUGAUAGCUCUACUUCAGAAACUAAUAAAUGCCAAAAGUACAAUUGAAAUUGGAGUUUUCACUGGAUAUUCUUUGCUUCUUACAGCACUUACAAUUCCUCAAGAUGGCAAGAUUACAGCUAUAGAUAUGAACAAGGAUACAUAUGAGAUGGGAUUACCAAUUAUAAAAAAGGCUGGAGUUGAGCACAAAAUCAACUUCAUACAGUCUCAAGCAUUAUCAACCCUUGAUGAACUUUUGAAAGAUGAUGCAAAUAGAGGAAGUUUUGAUUUUGCUUUUGUUGAUGCUGACAAAGUUAAUUAUCAAAAGUACCAUGAAAGAUUGUUGCAAUUGGUGAAAGUUGGUGGUAUAAUUGUGUAUGAUAACACACUAUGGUUAGGGACAGUUGCUAUGCCUGAAGAGUUUGUUAAGGAAGAUUUGAAACCAACUAGGUUUUACAGCAUUGAAUUUAACAAGUUUCUAGCCAAUGAUGAUCGAGUUCAGAUUUCUCAAGUCCCUUUAGGUGACGGAAUCACCAUUUGCUGGCGACUCUAAAGAUUUCGAGGAUCUAUUAGAAAUCAUCGGUUCAUCUUUAAAAGUUAAGUAUGACAUUGUGUCCAUUUUAUUUACUUCAAUGUCUUUUCUGGGAUUUUACGAGGUAUGUUGUGCAUAAGUUUGUCUACACAACUUCAAAUGACAAAUGAUUGAAGUGUUGAGAACUAAACUUCAAGUUCAAGGGCUACUAAUUUAUCAUAAAAUCUCUAUGUUUUCUAUGUAGCGAAUGGUGGUCCGAUGAUCAUUUUUAUCGAAAUAUUAUAUAAAAAGUUAUAUG
Solanum pennellii is the source of this 1043-nucleotide messenger RNA. Its product is annotated as probable caffeoyl-CoA O-methyltransferase At4g26220. Gene Ontology annotation, molecular function: S-adenosylmethionine-dependent methyltransferase activity; O-methyltransferase activity. The record is from RefSeq and is a predicted model, not a curated record. NCBI's taxonomy places the organism in Eukaryota, Viridiplantae, Streptophyta, Magnoliopsida, Solanales, Solanaceae.